This is a messenger RNA of Thalassophryne amazonica, 2735 nucleotides long. RefSeq names its product V-set and immunoglobulin domain-containing protein 10-like 2. The record is from RefSeq and is a predicted model, not a curated record. The transcript is spliced from 12 exons. The coding region runs from base 135 to 2678 and encodes 847 amino acids. NCBI's taxonomy places the organism in Eukaryota, Metazoa, Chordata, Actinopteri, Batrachoidiformes, Batrachoididae. Gene Ontology annotation, molecular function: protein binding.
GUGAAUGGAUUUUCCACAAAGCUACUGGAUCAUAGAAAUAAUCAUUAUGGGGAAAUAUUAAGGAAAUCACUUUGCUAUCUGUACUAGAUUUUUGGCAGUCAAGAGGAUUUUAGACUCAGAAUCAUCAUGGUACCAUGGUGGCCCAACUGCUAAGGCUGUGCUCUUUUUUUCUGCUUGCCAGCAUGCUCACCGUGACACAUGCGGUGCAGCUAAAUCACACAGGGGAGGUGGUCUACAAGGACACAAGUGUUUUUGGAAUCUUGGGCAAAGCAGUGAUCCUGGAAUGUGGAUCCACGCCACCUGACAUGUACAUCUGGAGUUUCACCGAGCCUGGUACUGACACCAUAAAAGCUGUAGUGUAUGAUUUGGGGAAAGGGCCAAGGAUCCAGACACUCGCCAAGACUCUGGGAGAGCUGGCAGUUAUCUCCAACAGUGGUGCUGUGAGCAUAGACAAACUUCCCCUGGCUGCACAGGGCCUCUACACCUGUCAGGCCCUCUAUGACAUCGAGCAGGAGGCCAAAGUCUGCUAUUAUUAUGUGUACCUCACUGUCCGAGUUCCAGUCAGCAAGCCUUACCUCCAACUGAGUGAUGUAUCACCAGUGGAAGGAUCCACAAUGUGGAUGCGAUGCAAACUGGACAAUGGGACUGGACCGAUCCAAUAUGUGUGGCAGCAUGAAACCCGCAGUGGGAACAUUUCCAACUUUGCACAGGGCAACACCAGCCUGGUUAACGUGACAGGCAUCAACCGCAACCACACUGGCUGGUACCGCUGUCUGGCCACCAACGCCAUCAACAGUGAGCACUCUGACCGUAUAUGGCUCGACAUUAUCUUUGGCCCAGAUAUUCCUCAAAUCGAUGUAACUCCAUUUACGGUGACAGAGCGAGGCUACUCCGCGCUGGAGAGAGAGACUGUGUCUCUAUUGUGUCAAGCCCAGUCCAACCCGGCCAGUCAGUACGUCUGGUUCUACAACAACUCACAGGUCUACAGUGGACCACAGUUCACUAUCACCAGGAUCCUGCGCAUGCACACCGGCGACUACGCGUGUUUGGCACAGAACACCUACCUGAACACCCGCUCCAAAAAAACCAUCAGCCUGACUGUCUACUACCCACCGGACGGGUCCCCCUCCUGCUCUCUUGAGCCAACUCUGAAUCACACCUCUCUGAAACUGCUGUGCUCCUGGCCAGGUGGAUUCCCCUCCCCUUCCCUCUACUGGACUGGAGACACCCUAAAAUAUGCAGGGCAAGCUCAGACCGGACCUGGACAGCAAACAGUGAUGCUGAACAACACUGCCAUCUUGUUACAGUCUGAAGCCCAAACAUCAAACAACGCUGUGUUCACAUGCACAGGCUCUCAUCUCGCUCUUGAGCAUCCAGUCGAAUGCAGCACACGUGCAUAUCUUCCUCCUGCUGAGCCUGUGUGUUUUGCCUAUGUGACAAAUAAACUUCAGUACCUGAUGCUGUCCUGUUCUUGGGAUGGAGGUACCCCAAAGUCUAUGCUGUGGUGGGAGGGACCAGGCGGCCAAGGCCGAGUCGAGGAAGAGAACUCUAACAUCCUGGUGCUCCGCUACGGCACAGCGUACAGUGGGGAGCCCUAUACCUGCUAUGCCAAACAUCCACUUCUGGCCCAAACCAAGACCUGCAGACUCACACUGGAAGCACCCGUGCUGAUGACACAGCGCAGAGUUGUGUCUGUCUACGAGGGAACUGACGUCCAGCUCUCCUGCAACCUGAGAGAGAACUACCUUCCUGUCAAUGAAAUCACCUGGUUUAACAAUCACAGGAAGGAAGUGUGGGACACUAACAAGUACACUUUGCAGCGAGCAGCGGCAUGGACCAAUCUGACUGUGCGAGAUGCAGAUGAGAUGCAAGACAGUGGUGAAUACUGGUGCUCUGCUUCCAAUGCAGUUGGUGGAACAGAAAUCAGUGUUGUAUUGUUGGUCAAAAGGUAUCCCAUGCCACCAAAUGUGACCUUAGUCAAGGUGACGUACAACAGCCAACACCGGAAUGAGGUGGACUUGGAGUGGCAAAUAGAGAGUGAGCAAGCCAGUAGAGGAUGGACACAUUUCAUCUUGGAGCACAAAUGGGUGAGCGAGCAACCCACAAGGGGAAGCAGCAAUGCUUCAAAGGAAGAGAAGGAGGAUACGAUCACUCUGCCUGUCUGGUACAGUAACAUCAUCCAGAAUCCAGAAGCCCGAAAUCACACAACAGGCAGGCUGACACCGACUGCGAACUACCAGUUCCGUAUCACAGCUGUCAACCAUCGUACCAUCGGCCACCCUUCGGCAGCAAAGAGUCCAGCCGAGCCACGCUUCAACGCGUACCCUGCUGUGAUUGGAGCAGCUAUAGGCGGGAUGCUGUUUGCAGCCCUCCUCACGGCGCUGCUGCUCAUGUUCAUCAUCCGCAACCGCAACAACAACCCUCGACUGCACGACAUGUUGUUUGGCAGGCAGCACAGCCAGUCCAGGGAAAACAUCAACUUUCCAGAAGAUGAAAUAGUCAGCAGGUCAGAGGGUGGACUAGAGGACAUCAGUGCAUCAGUCAGACCAGGUUCUGCUGUGGCUCUGCCCAGGGCAUCUUCACCUUUGAGUGCCACUCCCACCACAGGCCAAGCCCCUCCCACCGGAGAUGACGAGCCUGUCAACGUCACCAUCACUGUCAAGGCUACAGGCUCCUAGUCACAUGACAGCUUUCAUUUGUCAUUAAUAAAACACAAAAAAAAAUCAGCAGACUCA